AUGACGCACUCAGCACAAACUCCAUGCCAGCAAGAAAAUUGUCUUCUCUCUCUUCCUUCAACUCAGUUUUCUUCACCAAUAACAUCACUAAUCAGGCUGGAUUCGGGCUCUCGGUGGCCUCUCCCAGGAGAACUAAAAGAAGGGGCUUGCCUCUUCGGGCUUGGGGUUCCGGAGCUCAUCGUCAUCACCGGCGCGGCGGCGCUCGUUUUCGAGCUGAAGAAGUUGCCUGAAGUUGGCCGUAGCGUUGGCAAGACUGUCAAGAGCUUUCAACAGUUUAUAAGAUUUAGAGAUACCCUAGUUGUUAGACGAGUCUUCCAUGUAAGUGAAAGCUUCGACCUGAGCACCAUCUCUUCGCCACCGCCUGAACACCGGAGCUCCGUCCUAAAUUUCGAACAUAGAAGAACGACCAUGCUUACGCCGGACAAGCAGCUGUGCGGCCGGAAGCUACCAGAAUUUGCCACCUGGGAAACCUCUAACCACCGAGCCAACCCAUGUCGUUGUGAUUUUCCCGGAUAA
This is a messenger RNA of Striga asiatica, 516 nucleotides long. The record is from the annotation of a GenBank genome assembly. Lineage: Eukaryota; Viridiplantae; Streptophyta; Magnoliopsida; Lamiales; Orobanchaceae.